Molecule: messenger RNA, 1252 nt
Organism: Penaeus monodon (black tiger shrimp)
Lineage: Eukaryota; Metazoa; Arthropoda; Malacostraca; Decapoda; Penaeidae
Gene: Las
Product: lipoyl synthase, mitochondrial-like
Biological process (GO): lipoate biosynthetic process
Cellular component (GO): mitochondrion
Molecular function (GO): lipoate synthase activity; 4 iron, 4 sulfur cluster binding
Source: RefSeq, a predicted model, not a curated record
AAAUUCAGCAAUCCUGGUGGAAUGCCUUGUUCCUGACUUCAGAGGGAAUGAAGAUAGUGUAAAGACAGUCGCUCUCUCUGGGCUUGAUGUAUUCGCACACAACAUUGAGACUGUGGAGGCACUUACACCUCGAGUGCGUGACCCCCGAGCAAAGUACCGGCAAUCUCUAGCUGUGCUGAAGCAUGCUAAAACAGUCAAGCCAAAUUUAGUAACUAAGUCUUCUAUUAUGCUGGGGUUAGGAGAAACUGAUGAAGAAAUUUUACAGACAAUGAAAGACUUGCGAAGUGCAGGCGUUGACUGCUUAACAUUAGGGCAGUAUAUGCAGCCGACAAAGAGACACUUGAAGGUAGUAGAAUACAUCACUCCAGAAAAAUACCAGCACUGGGAAGAGGUUGGGAAGAGUCUGGGAUUCAGUUACACUGCCAGUGGUCCCCUUGUCAGGUCGUCUUACAGAGCAGGAGAAUUUUUCUUGAAGAAUUUAUUACAAGAGAGAAAGAAGAGUGAGCAAAGUGAGAGUGCUUAGAUGUAUAAUUUCAUGGGAAAAUACAGUGGAAGAAGUGUUUCAGUAAACUAUUAAUAAGAGCAGCAUGAAAAAGAAAUAAAAAGUUUUUUAUGUUUGCGGAAGUUUCUGUCCAUUUAUGUAGGUACUGUAAAUAUGGAGAAAUAAUAGAUAUGGUAAGAAGAGGUAGGAAUAAUUUCAGAAUCAUGUACAUGAAACAAUCUGUAACACAAGAGCAAGUAUCAUAUGUAUUUCAUGACUUGGUGGCUAACAUGGGAAAAGUACUGGUGUAUUUUAGACUUGAUUAUGUCAUUUCUUUGCCAAAAAUCAAAUGAAAUUAAUUUACCUUUUCUUGGUGUAUGCUCAACUUGAUAUUGUAUAUAUAUAGUAUACCAUUCAUUAUGGUAUGUUUAUAUACAUUAUGCACUAUUUAUUAACAUGUGAAGAUUGGCAUGAUUUCUUAUCCUGGCCCUUCCUCACCCAAGAAAAGAUCAAAGCUGUUGUCUUUCUUCCAUCUCUGUUUCUUAUAAUGCUCAGUUUUAAAAAUUUGAUAUUAGAUAUAGGUCAGACCCAUAGUGCUAUAAGUUGCUCGUCCUUCUAAGUAGAGAGAAGAUACAUUUUCAUUUGCAUACAUUAUGGCAUGCCAGUUUGUAAUAUAUUGAAAGGGGUAAGCAAAUAUUUGAAUGGUAAUAAAGAAAAUAAUUAUAAUGGUGUGUGUAUAUUAUUUAAUGGCAAUAAACAAAUAUAUAUAAU